Nomascus leucogenys (northern white-cheeked gibbon) is the source of this 3812-nucleotide messenger RNA. It is a transcript of the gene C1AH9orf85, whose product is annotated as chromosome 1a C9orf85 homolog. Bases 222 to 431 code for a protein of 69 amino acids. The record is from RefSeq and is a predicted model, not a curated record. The transcript has 3 exons. Lineage: Eukaryota; Metazoa; Chordata; Mammalia; Primates; Hylobatidae.
GCGCCGCGUGGAGUGGCCUGGCUUAACAGCAGGGAGGGCAAAGCGUUGCUCUUUGACCUCCCAGAAUAGUCACGUGGGCUGACCCGGAGCCGGGGCGGAAAGGCUGCGUAAGUGUCUUCCGGGUCAUUGACAGAAGCAUCAAUUCCUGGGAGUAGUUCGUUGGUUUUCUUUACCUUCAUCCUUUUGCCUGUUCCCGGCGAGGGGUGGCUUUGAUUUCGGCGAUGAGCUCCCAGAAAGGCAACGUGGCUCGUUCCAGGCCUCAGAAGCACCAGAAUACGUUUAGCUUCAAAAAUGACAAGUUCGAUAAGAGUGUGCAGACCAAGAAAAUUAAUGCAAAACUUCAUGAUGGAGUAUGUCAGCGCUGUAAAGAAGUUCUUGAGUGGCGUGUAAAAUACAGCAAAUACAAACCAUUAUCAAAACCUAAAAAAUGAUGGAGUCUCGCUCUGUUGCCUAGGCUGGAGUGCAGUGGCAGGAUCUUGGCUCACCCACAACCUCUGCCUCCCGGGUUCAAGUGAUUCUCCUGCCUUAGCCUCUCGAGUAGCUGGGACUACAGGCACACACCACCAUGCCUGGCGAAUCUUUGUAUUUUUAGUAGAGAUGGGGUUUCACCAUGUUGGCCAGGCUGGUCUCGAACUCCUGACCUCAUGAUCUGCCCGCCUCAACCUCCAAAGUGCUGGAAUUACAGGUGUGAGCCACCAUGCCUGGCCUAAUUUGUAUAUUUCUAAUGACUCAUGAUGUUGACUGAGCAUCUUUUCUUUUUUUUUUUCCUUGUUUUUUGAGAUGGAGUCUUGCUCUAUAGCCCGGGCUGGAGUGCAGUGGUGCCAUUUCAGCUCAAUGCAACCUCUGCCUCCUAGGUUCAAGUGAUUCUCCUGCCUCAGCCUCCCGAGUAGCUGGGAUUACAGGCACACACCAUCAUGCCCAACUAAUUUUUGUAUUUUUAGUAGAAACAGGUUUUCACAAUGUUGGCCAGGAUGGUCUUCAUCUACUGACCUUGUGAUCCGCCCCCCUCGGCCUCCCAAAGUGCUGGGCUUAUAGGCAUGAGCCACCGCGUCCAGCCGACUGAACAUCUUUUCAUGUGUUUAUUAGCCAAUCCUAUAUCUUCACUGGUGAAAUGUCUAUUCAGAUGUGUUGCCCAUUUUAAAAAUUGGGUUGUUUUCUUACCAUUGAGUUAUGAGUCUUUUAUAUAUAUUCUAGAUACAAGUCCUUUAUCAGAUAUAAUUUGGAAAUAUUUUCUCACAGUCUGUAAUGUGUUAUACAUCAAUUUUAAGAUAUCCUUCACAUUAAGAAACUAACAAUGUGGAUAAUAAUCCUGGUAUUGACAGAGGUUUGGACUCCUGAAGCCUGAAAGACUAUCUGCUGCCACGCCUGGGCAUGUACUGCAUCAUUUACAAGACUGUAGAGCACCUGUUGUGUGUGCAGUUGUGAUUUCUUAUAGAUUUUUAGAAUUGGAAGGCAUGUAAACAACACGUAGUCUGGUACAUUGCCUCAGUAGGUAAGUCAGUAUGAACUUCUAAGAAUUUUUGUUUUCUUCUGUAUUGGGCCUAUUGUGGGUAUGUCCAAUGUGACAGGGGAGGUAAGGGAAGUGGCUUCCCCUGAGGUUGUAAUUGAAAUGGCUUUCAUCAUCUUUAAGUCAAAGUGAGAUGCCAGUAAUAGGAUAUAUGUAUAUAUGUACUUGUGUCUCUGUAUGUGUGUAAAUAAACGUGCUGGAAGGAGGAGGUGAUUCAAUCAGGGACUUCGUGAAAGAAAAAAAGAAUAACUGGACCUUCCUUUAAUGAUGAAAACUGUUUAUACAGCAAACCAUCAAAGCCAAAAUGUGAAUUUUGGUAUUAGUCUGAUUUUUCCUAAGAAACUGUUGAUGUAACCACUGUAGUUGCAGAGAUUGUUUUGGUAUAUUCUAGGCCCUCUUUGUUUUGUUCUGUUUGGGGUUUCUUCCCCCUCAAGUUGCUCUUGUCCACCACUAGACUGGCUGCCUUUUAUUCCAUAGCAGACAGUCCUUAAGUCUUUGCAUAUGUCCUUAUUCAAAAAUUAAUCUUCAUCAGUUUUUUUCUGCAGAAAACAGUUUUUUAAAUAUCUUACAUGAGAAUGCCCUGCACCUGCAAUCUCUGGUUGAUGCAGUUUCCUUUCUCUCUUCUCUGUUCCCAUUGGUAGAAUAAAUCAGUUCCUUCUUAAAUCCUGAGCUGAAAAUGUCCACACUUCCCAGAAGUGUACUUUAGAAUCACCUGUAACAUGUAUUUAAAAUACAGAUUCCCCAGCUCCACGAGCAAAGCUCUCCUGCCAUGUGACCCUGAUACAGUUCAGGGAGCCACUAAGUCAGGCCAAAAUGGCUCAGCAGGCAAAGGUCCAAGCUGCCAGGGUAUUAUGUCAUUACAGCAUGCUUAGCAUAGCUAGGAGGACAGGCUCACACCCAGCCCCACAGCUGUUGCGCUACAGACUCAGGCACAGGGCUGUCUAACUGGCAGAUGUGGGCCACAACUGUUGGGGACAAGCCAGCCAUUUUUGGGAAAAUCUUAUUGUAAGGGGCAAGUGUGAGUGAGAUUUAGGAGUCAUGGGAAAAUACAGCAACACAGUAAAUCUUGUGUUAUGGGAGAGAUGUGGAAGAAAGAGAUAAACUACUGGCCAGGGUGUCUCCUGACUGGGUGACUUGCCACCACAUGGGCCAGGCAGGUUGCGGCAGCUCUGCCUUUGGGAGGUGGCUGGAGGAGGGGAGGAGAGAGAGGCAUGAUGAAGACAGAUGCACCCUUUCCUGAGCAGGGGUUAACAGUCAGGGUGCCGAAAGGAACUCCACAGCCUGUUUCCCAUCUCUCUUGUCCUCAUCAAGUACUGGUCCUCGUAUAUGUGUUCUGCUUCCACUUUCUCAGGAUGCUUACGUUUUUGCAAAUAUGUUUAUGGAAAAGAGUUACCUCACCCACCUCUCCAAACAUCUAUUUGUUUUACAUUUUUAUUGCAGGGGAGUAAUCUCUUUACAUAGCUUCAAAUAGCAUAACAUUCAGCAGUAUCCAAGCUUAGAUAUAUCUGAUGAGAGGAAAGUAAUUGUGAGGCCUUUGUUCUAGUUACAACUUUGUCACUAUCUGACUCCAUGACUCCAGCAAAUUGCUUCCACUGUCUGGCCUGCAGUUUUUUUCUUGCAUUAAAUAACAGACUUAGUCUAGAUCGGUGGUUCUUAUCAUGUGGUUUCUGGACUAGCAGCAUCAACAUUACCUGGGAAACUUGUUAGAAAUGCAAAUUCUUGGGCUCUGCCCUAGACCUACUGAAACAUACUCUGUGGGCGGGGCCCAGCAAUCUGUGUUUGAAACGCGAUUCUGAUUAUUUGACAAAAGUUUGCAAACCACUGGUCUAGAUAAGUAGCGCUUAGCCUUGGCUGCACAUUAAAAUCAUCUGGGCAACUUUUAUAACCUACCAAUCCUGGCCUCUUCCUCCAAAGAUUCUGACUUAAAUGGUUUCAGAUGGGGACCAUUAUUAUGUGGUUAUAGCGGACGUCUAGGUGCUAUCCGAGGUCUUCAAAACUAAAAGUCAGUGUUUCCCAGCCGUAAAUGCAUACCUCUAGACCUGACCUUCUCAAGCCACUAGGUGUUGCUAUAAUAGAGAAGAAAAGGCAUUUUCAGAACUGUCUUUGGAUAUGGACGAGGAGGAGGAAAAUGUAUUUCUUAACUUCUGAUAAGAGAUUACUUUGUUAUUUUAAUCUGAGUGCAAUUUGCUAAAUAUUCAUUUGCAACUUGUUAAAUUUAUUCAAAGAAAUUAAAUGCCCAUAAAUGACAGAAAGAAUAAAGAAUUGUGAUAUAUAUUUACAAUAAAAUACUCUUUAGCAAUAAAAA